GCUCAUACCGUAGCACUGCUAGUUCACACGCCACCGACCACGUCUAACAGCUGGCUUUUCCGGCUGAACGAGAAUCAACUUUCGGAGUAAUAUAAAAUGUUUUUCCGGAAACUUCUUCCCGAGAGAAUCUUGUUUCUCCCUUAAACCAACUUCAAUUUCUCUGAGUAUUCGUUCUUUUAACGGUGGAAUCGAUUCAUUUGGCGGGAGGCAUGUGGUUGGAGCUGAUUUGUGGUCUCAUAAUCUACCUAUUGUUCCGUUGUUUCUUCUACGACGAUGAUGUCGCUGAAGUUGAAACCACCGAUUCCAGGGCCCUAUUCUCCGUCGCCGAUAGGCUUGAAAAGCUUCAUGGUGGUAAAGUCUACAUUGGACUUCGAAUUCCAGAUGCGGAUACGGGCUCACGGCAGAAUAUUGAUAUGGUUCUUGUAACCAAAGGGGAGGUGGUGGUGAUAUCUGUUCAGAAUCUGUCAGGGUUUGUAUCAAUUGAUGCAGACGGAAGUUGGGUUUGCAUGGGUAAGAAAAGACACAAGACAGAGCGUCAUCCAGAUCCUGUGGCUGAAACUAAAAGACAAGUUGCAAUUCUUGAAUCAUAUCUUGAACAAAGGGGAGCUGCUCUUCCAGAAGGAUAUUUGUCAUGUAGAGUCAUAUGUCCCAAUCCGAAUUUUCGCACCAUUCGUUCAAACUGUUUCUCGUCUGAGGUCAUAACUUAUGACCAGUGGAUACAAUUGAAACCAGAGCUGGAGAGCACAUUUUCUGGUUGGAUUAAAGGUGUGUUUCGCAGUGAAAAGAAAGAAAUGCAGGAAUCGAUACAUCAGAAUCUUAAUUUCAUCCUCAGAACGGCUCCUGUAUGGGACAGAUUGGAGCUUAAAGGUAACAAAAAUCUCCUGGGAGAAUUUUUGGAGUUCAAAGGGAAGCAAGAUGAUAUCCAGGCUUUGAAAAAUAUCAGGAGAUCAAAAGUUAGUCGUCUGAUCAUCCAAAAGUCAAGCAUGUUUGGUUUAGCCCAUUCAAAUCUUCAAGUUCUUUACUCUCCUCGUGACUACCGAAGUGAAGGGACUUCAGCUUCCGAGUGUAAGGAAGUAACUGUUAGAUCAAGUACUGAGGCUCUAUUUCGGCCCCAAAACUCUACCGAAGUACGGAAAUUCAAGCUAUCGGCAAUCAUUUCCAUGUCACUGAGUGCUUGAGAAUGUUUCGGCUGAGUAAACAUGAUUGCAAUAUGGAGGAUGUAAAAAUUGUUACCCUUGGAUUCCUAUCUUUGUUUUUGAUAUUGUCUUAUCAAUGUUGUAUAUGUGAUGCAAGUAUCCUAUAUAUAUUAUGGUGGAAAAUGAUUUCAGAUGAGUUAGGUUAUGUACUUUAUUAUCUCUUCGGAAAAGCUUGAUGCAGAACGAAAAGAGAAAUUCAUAUAAUAUUAAUGUAAAUAAAUGAAUGGGGACAUUAUUUUACUUCAA
Molecule: messenger RNA, 1442 nt
Organism: Cornus florida
Lineage: Eukaryota; Viridiplantae; Streptophyta; Magnoliopsida; Cornales; Cornaceae
Exons: 7
Coding region: 210-1178 (322 amino acids)
Source: RefSeq, a predicted model, not a curated record